This is a messenger RNA of Alternaria alternata, 1021 nucleotides long. RefSeq lists its product as hypothetical. The coding region runs from base 107 to 877 and encodes 256 amino acids. The record is from RefSeq and is a predicted model, not a curated record. The transcript has 5 exons. Lineage: Eukaryota; Fungi; Ascomycota; Dothideomycetes; Pleosporales; Pleosporaceae.
UACCUGCCAAAUCAACGUGCGUAUUACCAGCUGUGCAGGGUGGGCAGCCAUUAUUGUGUGAAAAGUGAUUGAACGCAAGCACUCCUGCCCAGUACCACUGUGCGACAUGUCGAGCACCAACUGGAUCUGGAGCGCGCAGUAUAAUGACUACUACUGUGUCACGUACGACGAGUACAACCGCCCAGUUUACCACUGGUCCAAACAAACUGCCACAGCACUUCCUAGGCAAGACUCGGGCCCACAACAGGACUAUGGCUCAAACGUGGCACUGAUGCCUGACCCAGCUCCGCCGCAAUUUCGUUCUUUGAGAGGCGCUAUCCAAGGCACGCCGCAAACCGGAUGGUACGAUCUACUGGACUUGAGCUACCGAAUGAGGACUGGGACCGAAGCCCGUGAUUUCUUCGUUGUCGGUAGAGUCUUUGCUAUGCUGUACUCUGAGGCCGCAGGUGGAACUGCACAAGCACAACCAAACGAUGACGCAUACACCCUAGUGCGCUUCAAUGAAGUGGUACAUACUAACAUUCGUCGAUUCGUGGUUGUCGAGGACAAGCAUGGUUUCGUAUACGCUUGUGGCAUUGGUACUUAUUCUGGUCGUGGGACUCUCAAAGAAGGUUGCGUGCCAGAGGAACACACCAUCGUUUACCUUUCUGGAACAGAUCCCGGAUCCUGUUAUCUUCGUGGAGAGUACCAAAGUGGUAUGGUCAAGGAACCUAUAGAGGUUGUACCUGUCGACGCCUCGAUCACGCUUCGAUACGACUCUCGCAUCCGUUUCGGAAAGACGUACCCUAUCGAAAAGAAUGUGAAGGUCAAAGACAUUGGUCAGGUCCAUCCGAGUCAUACAGGCAAGCUUGUUCAGUACUGGACUGAUCAAAGCUAGCCCCCAGCAACACAGCAUGCGAACUCUGCUGAGAUUUCCAGCGACCCACGACUCUCUUUGCUUCAUCGAAUACGUUUGCUGUCAGACUCUUUAGUCUAUGUUACGAGAUUAUGAACUUAAGGUCGUUUGGAGGGUCGCGAGCUC